AAUGAAUAUUUAUAUUUUGAACGGUAGCAACAACUUUACUUUACAACUUACAAGUGGAAUUAAAAAUCAUGGGACUGCUCACAAUUCUGAAGAAGAUGAGACAGAAGGAAAAGGAGAUGCGACUUCUUAUGCUAGGGCUGGAUAAUGCAGGGAAGACCACUAUAUUGAAGAAAUUCAAUGGAGAAGAUAUCAACACAAUAUCUCCAACGCUUGGCUUCAACAUCAAGACAUUAGAGCAUAAAGGGUUUAAACUGAACAUAUGGGAUGUAGGUGGUCAGAAGUCGCUCCGUUCUUACUGGAGGAACUACUUUGAGAGUACAGAUGGAUUGAUCUGGGUGGUGGAUAGUGCUGAUAGAAGAAGAUUGAUGGACUGCAAACAGGAGCUGCAUUCUCUGCUUUUAGAGGAGAGGCUUAAUGGUGCUACAUUGAUAGUCUUUGCUAACAAGCAGGAUUUGCCUGGUGCUCUGUCUGCCGAUGAAAUCAGAGAGGCAUUAGAACUGGAUAACAUCAAGACCCAUCAUUGGUUGAUUCUGGGAUGCAGCGCAGUAACGGGUGAAAAUCUACUCUACGGUGUCAACUGGCUGAUAGAUGACAUUGCUUCCAGACUCUUCACUAUGGACUGAUCAUGAGUCACUCUUGAUUUUCUCACAAAGGGAGCAAGGGAUCGGCAGCUUUUGGAACUUAUUCACAUUCUGCAGCUUUGUGGUUCCCCUGGCCUAUACAAGAGCCUCAAAUACUAUGUCUAAGAGUUCUGCGAGCUACGAGUACUGUGAACUCUAUGGCCUAUCUUUUGAGCACAUGGCUAGCUACUGGGUCUUCUAUCAUGAACAGCUCAUUUAUCUGCUCUCGAGGAAUGAUCGCACUGCGAAGAAGAGAGAAGA
Molecule: messenger RNA, 881 nt
Organism: Strongylocentrotus purpuratus (purple sea urchin)
Lineage: Eukaryota; Metazoa; Echinodermata; Echinoidea; Camarodonta; Strongylocentrotidae
Product: ADP-ribosylation factor-like protein 2
Exons: 6
Coding region: 69-623 (184 amino acids)
Biological process (GO): protein folding
Cellular component (GO): cytoplasm; microtubule cytoskeleton
Molecular function (GO): GTP binding; GTPase activity
Source: RefSeq, a predicted model, not a curated record